AUGUCUCUUCGGAAAAGGCACGAUACGGGGAUCGUAACUAUAGCAGCAGAAUAUGAAGAUCGAGCAAGUUUGCAAGACGACAAUUCGACGCUCAUCUUGAGAAAUAUAACCGUCGCUGAUGAGGGGACCUAUCGCUGUGUCGUGGACCGGCAAGGCCAGAUUGCAGUGACCAAUACCGAAACCAAGCUCAAUGUGUUCAGUCUUCGCCCUGAUACGCUUCCAGUGAUCACACCUAAUUGCACCUGGACUGUCGAUGCUUCAUCCUGCAGAAUUCAUGACAACCAAUCCUUCAAUCUUACCUGUACACUCCCUAACGUUUAUCCUGUUGAAGAUACUGAACUCAUUUGGUAUCAAGAUGGACAACGUGUCUCAUCUACCGAUGACGUUACGCAGAACGAUGACGGGACCACCGAUAUCAGUCGACAGAUUCAGGUGUCUGAAACAGGAAACUUUACCUGUAACGCCACUUAUCUUUCGGUUAAUGUAAAAGAGAACACAGCCGCAUCAGUUGAAGCAUGGAUCACACUAUCCGUAGACGUAACAACAUCACCGGGAAAUAAUUUGAAGAAAGGUCAAAUCGCCGGGAUAAUUGUGUCGCUUGUUGGCAUCUUCCUGGUGAUCAUGAUCCUUUGCAUCUACAUCUAUCAUCGGAAAAGGCGAGGUUAUAACCCCAUUCUAAAGGAUAUCCCACUCGAUACCCAACCUGAUAAAGGUCUUCUACCGUCCACUGAUGAUUUCGACGAUACUUUGGUGGCAGUUGCCAAAAAGUCCGCAAGGACGCGGAAAUCGACACAUUAG
Messenger RNA from Strongylocentrotus purpuratus (purple sea urchin), 798 nucleotides. RefSeq names its product T-lymphocyte activation antigen CD80-like. Gene Ontology annotation, cellular component: external side of plasma membrane. The coding region runs from base 1 to 798 and encodes 265 amino acids. Gene Ontology annotation, biological process: cellular response to lipopolysaccharide; cell surface receptor signaling pathway; negative regulation of T cell proliferation. The transcript is spliced from 6 exons. The record is from RefSeq and is a predicted model, not a curated record. Lineage: Eukaryota; Metazoa; Echinodermata; Echinoidea; Camarodonta; Strongylocentrotidae.